Molecule: messenger RNA, 579 nt
Organism: Leptosomus discolor (cuckoo roller)
Lineage: Eukaryota; Metazoa; Chordata; Aves; Leptosomiformes; Leptosomidae
Source: RefSeq, a predicted model, not a curated record
AUGGAGAUGGUGCGGCUGUACGUGGUGCUGAUCCCCAUGCAGCAUGUCCUUGCCAUGACCUGGCUGUACCUGGCCAAGCAGACUUCCCUGCGGGCAGUCCUCAGGGACCCCGGGGGCUGUGAGGGUCUGACAGGACUGGUAGAAGAGCAGGUCCGCAUUUGCCGACGGCAGGUGGAAGCCAUGGAUGCGGUGAAGCGAGGUGCGGAGCUGGCUGUCGAGGAGUGCCAGCACCAGUUUCACUCUCGCCGGUGGAACUGCUCCACCCUGCAGGGGCUGCAGGUCUUCGGCAAGGUUGCCAUCCAAGGCACACGGGAGUCUGCUUUCAUCCAUGCCAUCUCUGCCGCCGGUGUUGCCUUUGCUGUGACUCGUGCCUGCAGCCGUGGGGAGCUGGAGAAGUGUGGCUGUGACCGCAAGGUCCGAGGAAUCAGCCCUGAAGGUUUCCAGUGGUCGGGCUGCUCUGAUAAUUUGUCUUAUGGGAUUGCCUUUUCUCAAGCCUUCGUAGACAAUCCUGAGAGGAGCCGUGGCAUCUCCUCCAGCCGAGCGCUCAUGAACCUGCACAACAAUGAGGCUGGGAGGAAG